Molecule: messenger RNA, 1646 nt
Organism: Lampris incognitus (smalleye Pacific opah)
Lineage: Eukaryota; Metazoa; Chordata; Actinopteri; Lampriformes; Lampridae
Gene: kcnj15
Product: potassium inwardly rectifying channel subfamily J member 15
Exons: 2
Coding region: 215-1246 (343 amino acids)
Biological process (GO): potassium ion import across plasma membrane; regulation of monoatomic ion transmembrane transport
Cellular component (GO): plasma membrane
Molecular function (GO): inward rectifier potassium channel activity
Source: RefSeq, a predicted model, not a curated record
CGUGCCCUAAAUACCGCUGUUCCAAAGUUCAAUGCACACAAGCAAGGACAAUGGAGGAAAGCCGGUCCUGAGGCCUCCGCCGGAGUGGUGCUGGUCCUGCACAGUCUCACCUUACAGACCCACACACUGACAACACUCCACCAGACUUCAGCACAAAACCUUGCAGAAGGGAAACUUCAGAAGUCACGAUCGGUUGUGUUUGACUCUGAGCAACAUGACCAUAAAAAAGACCGAGGUUCAGCGGAGGAUUGUGUCCAAAGAUGGCCACAACAAUGUGCGAAUCAACAACGUGGAGGGCAUGGUCAAGCUGUACCUGCAUGACAUCUGGACCACGGUGGUGGACAUGAAGUGGCGCUACAAACUGACCUUGUUUGCCUCCACCUUUGUCAUGACUUGGUUCAUUUUUGGCAUCAUUUUUUACUUCAUCAGCAUGGGUAAUGGUGACUUUGAGGACAUUCUGUCCUCCAACCACACACCCUGCGUCAUGAACGUACACACGCUCACCGGGGCCUUCCUGUUCUCUCUGGAAUCACAAACAACUAUUGGCUAUGGCUUCCGCUACAUCUCAGAAGAGUGUCCCCUGGCCAUCUUCACCCUGGUAGCUCAACUUGUAAUCACCGGCCUGGCGGAGAUUUUUGUGACUGGGGCCUUCCUAGCCAAGCUGGCACGCCCCAAAAAGCGGGCGGAAACCAUCAAGUUCAGCCAUUCAGCAGUGGUGUGCAGGCAUGAAGGCCAGCUCUGCCUCAUGGUGCGGGUCGCUAACAUGAGGAAGAGCCUGCUGAUCCAGUGCCAGCUCACAGGCAAGCUCCUUCACUCGAACGUGACGGAGGAAGGAGAGAAAACACUUAUUCAUCAGAGUUGUGUGAAUUUCCAAAUGGACUCCACCGGAGACUGCCCUUUCCUCAUCCUUCCACUCACUUUCUACCACGUGCUCGAUGAGAACAGCCCACUUGCGGAGCUGACGGCUGAAAACCUCCACACUCGGGACUUUGAGCUGCUGGUGACCCUCAAUGCCACCAUGGAGUCCACAGCAGCCACGUGCCAAAGCCGAACCUCCUACGUCCCACAGGAGAUUCUCUGGGGCUACGAGUUCAAGCCGGUGCUGUUCAGCACCGCUGGCGGUCACUACGUAGCAGAUUUUAACUUCUUUGACAAGGUGCAGGUCAGCAGUGAUGCAGCGUUUCUUAGUAACCACACGGAGAAGCUCAAGCUGGAGGAGUACGCCAGAGGGAAGCAACGAAACUGAGACAGCGGGGAUUCCGUCAGGACCCAAGUUUUGUAAUCUUUAGUGUGAACUUGGGAUGAGUGUGAAUUGUAACUGGGAACUGGGAAUUGAAUAUAUUUAGAAUAAAUUUGCUGGCAAAUAUAGCUUAUAUCUGUGAAGCUAAGCAGCCUCCCCCUAUUUGUGAGUGGAAGGUAUGACGUAUCUAAUAUUUUCUAAAUUUCCUUCUCUGUAUCUAUUCCACAUUUACACUGUUUGGAACACAAGUGUCCAGAUCUAGGUGUCUAGCUCUUCCUGCUAGGCUAUAAUGCAAACGACAAUGUGUGUGAUUAUGGGAAAACUGAUUUAAGAUGUACUUUUAUGUAUCACUCUGGGUGAAGAUUCACGUGUGUUUUGAACACGAGUCUUAUGGUUUUGAUUUAAU